CCGAGCGGCUCGAUGAGCGGGGGUGCAGCUGCGGCGGAGCGGCAGGCGCCGGGUCCGCGCCUACUGUCUUCCGCCUCCCCGCUUUCUUCCUCCGCUUCCCACUCCUUCCUCCGCCCGCCCAGUCCUGCCCGCCCCGGAGAGCUGCCCGGAGCUCCCCGGGAGACUCAGGUUUUGUGAAUAACAUCUCCAGGCUGUGUCCAUCCAAGUCACUUAUUUCCGUGAAACUGCACCAACCAAGACUGCUGAUGAGAGAUGAGGAAGAGGAGUCAGAAAGGGAACGCAGGCUGGGAAAAGGGAAGCCUCUGCCCAGAUUCAAGCUUUUUGUGAAAUGAAAUACUAGGGGGGUUGGUGUGCUUGUUGUUUGCAUAAAGCAAAAAAGAAGCCAACAUUUGCUAAACAACAGGUGGUGAAGACUUAUUCUGCUGAGAAGUAGAAGAGUACUUCUUCACUAAAAAAGAUGCCUCCCAAGUUCAAGCGCCACCUAAAUGAUGAUGAUGUCACUGGUUCUGUGAAAAGUGAAAGGAGAAAUCUUUUGGAAGAUGAUUCAGAUGAAGAAGAGGACUUUUUUCUAAGGGGACCAUCUGGACCAAGAUUUGGACCUAGAAAUGAAAAAAUUAAGCAUGUUCAGAACCAGGUGGAUGAAGUCAUUGAUGUCAUGCAAGAAAAUAUUACAAAGGUAAUAGAAAGAGGGGAGAGACUAGAUGAACUACAGGACAAAUCAGAAAGCCUGUCGGAUAAUGCAACUGCUUUUAGCAACAGAUCCAAACAACUUCGAAGGCAAAUGUGGUGGCGUGGAUGCAAAAUAAAAGCCAUCAUGGCUUUGGUUGCUGUUAUCGUUUUGUUAGUGAUUAUCAUUCUUAUAGUUGUGAAAUACCGUACUUGAUUUGAUGACAGAUCUUCAUUAAACAAAAUCUGGGACAAUAAUAAUAAAAGAUUGCUGCAUAAUUUAAAUGAAACCCAUGUAUAUAACUUUCAAAGCUUCUUUUUCAAGAAAUUAAGAGGCAAGUAUCACUUCAAAUUGGAGCAUUGAGAAUGUCCCAUUAUCUUCUUCCCUUCCAACAAAGUGUGCUUUUAAUAAUUAUGUUUAAGGCGGGGCUGCCCUGGUGGCGCAGUGGUUGAGAGUCCGCCUGCCGAUGCAGGGGACACGGGUUCGUGCCCCGGUCUGGGAGGAUCCCACAUGCCGCGGAGCAGCUGGGCCCGUGAGCCAUGG
Messenger RNA from Lagenorhynchus albirostris (white-beaked dolphin), 1210 nucleotides. It is a transcript of the gene VAMP4, whose product is annotated as vesicle associated membrane protein 4. Gene Ontology annotation, biological process: vesicle-mediated transport; Golgi ribbon formation. Bases 458 to 883 code for a protein of 141 amino acids. NCBI's taxonomy places the organism in Eukaryota, Metazoa, Chordata, Mammalia, Artiodactyla, Delphinidae. The transcript has 9 exons. The record is from RefSeq and is a predicted model, not a curated record. Gene Ontology annotation, cellular component: membrane.